Entelurus aequoreus (snake pipefish) is the source of this 1584-nucleotide messenger RNA. It is a transcript of the gene dhrs11a, whose product is annotated as dehydrogenase/reductase 11a. The coding region runs from base 237 to 1004 and encodes 255 amino acids. The record is from RefSeq and is a predicted model, not a curated record. NCBI's taxonomy places the organism in Eukaryota, Metazoa, Chordata, Actinopteri, Syngnathiformes, Syngnathidae. The transcript is spliced from 7 exons.
GUCGUGAAACAAACAUUUAACACCGCCAGGACUUGUGUCAUCCAGACGGACGCGUGGAUCUGCUUUACGCACCAUCGGAUGCUGCGCACUAAACAUCGAAGCGUCCUGCACAUCGAGGACAGUGUGACUCGUUGCUGUCACCGGUUCACGCCUACCGGAACCAAGCCGACCGAAGUUGAAGAAUCCACGGCUUAAGUGUACUUAAGUGCGCCGGGGAAGACUCUGCGUUGCUGGCGAUGGAGCGGUGGAAAGGCAGAGUGGCCCUGGUGACCGGAGCCUCGGUGGGCAUUGGAGCGGCUGUGGCCCGGGCGCUGGUCCAACAAGGCAUGCGGGUGGUCGGCUGCGCCAGGAAUGUCGACAAAAUAGAGAAGCUGGCUGCAGAAUGUCAGAGCGCGGGUUACAGCGGCACAUUGAUUCCUUACAAGUGUGACCUGUCCAACGAGGAGGAGAUCCUCUCCAUGUUCUCGGCCAUCAAGACACUCCUCAAGGGUGUGGACGUGUGCAUCAACAACGCAGGACUAGCCCAUAACGAGCCCCUGCUCAGCGGGAAAACGGCAGGCUGGAGGAAUAUGAUCGAUGUGAAUGUUCUAGCCUUGUCUAUCUGCACCCGGGAGGCUUACAAAUCGAUGAAGGAGAGAAAUGUGGAUGACGGGCACAUCAUCAAUAUUAACAGUAUGGGCGGGCAUCGAAUGGUGCCAAGUGCUGAUGAGCAUUUCUACUGUGCCACAAAAUAUGCAGUGACCGCACUGACUGAGGGAAUACGGCAAGAACUACGGGAAGCAAACACCCACAUCAGAGCCACUUGUAUAUCUCCCGGGAUUGUUGAGACUGAAUUUGCCUUCCGUCACCACAACUACGACCCAGAGAAAGCAGCAGCAGUGUACGAGAGCAUGAAAUGCUUGAAAGCAGAUGACAUCGCCAGCGCAGUCACAUUUGUCCUCAGUGCCCCACCUCAUGUCCAGAUUGGAGAUAUUCAGAUGAGGCCGGUUGAGCAGGUGUCCUAGCAGUGCAAGGAGGAAAGCUGCAGGAGGAGCCCGCCUAUGUCAGCAGCCACGGCGACUCGUUAGCGACCUCUGCUUGGCGCGGGAGGGAAGGGGCGGGGUUAAUACAUCUGCAUGCGGGAGGGGAGGCAGGACGACCGUUGCUCAAAUGGAGGUGAGGAAAUGAAGGUGGUGGACUUUGUAGACCACAGUGAAAAUACUACUGAACGCCAGUUUGUUCAUCUCAGUCACACACUGAGCUGACUCCCAACGUUUGGCAGGAGCGUUAAAUCAGAUGGUGCUGUCAUCUUUAUGACCUUGACUUCAGAGGGAAGCUACUGACUGCAAAGUUUCUUUAUUUUUCCAUAGGUCAUAUGGCGUAUCUCGUUUCAACUUUAAAGGAUUUCUUGUCUAACUCGUUAUCAUUUUACCUGCUCUCAUAAACAAUAAUACCAUGGGUGUCCAAAUUUUUCCCACCGAGGGCCACUACAGAAAAUUUAAGUAUUUAGGAAGAUGUUUUGAUACAUUUUGUACAUUAAAGAUCAGAAUCAGAAAUACUUUAUUAGAUGCUAAAAUGAUCCAAUGUAGGUCUAUAUAUGCUAAG